AUGCAAGAUGGCGGCCGAGGCGUCACUUACAGGCUCGUAGCUUCUUUUCAUUUUAUCUUUGAAGGUGAAUGCUUUAAAGGUAUGAAUUUUGUUUGGUAAGAUUUGCGUAUAACCCCAUACAUUUAUUAUGCAUACAUGUUUCGACUCUAUUCUUAUUAAACUACUUGUGAGUAAGUAAGGCCUACGGUCUACUCCCCAUAUUAUAAACUCGAACGUACCUUCUAGGGAAAACGAAAAAGGUUUAAGUUAGCGGGAGUUCGAGUUAUCGGGAACUCGAAGCAAAUAACCAGAAAUAAGAAAAUGGGAUGGGGAAUGAAUGCAAGUAACAUGCACACUUCAAAACUUGAUUUAUACACAGCAGUGCUGGACACUGUAUUUAAACUGGACUGACAAAAAAGUAAAGACAAAGAAUACAUGGUUUUUAAAACAAUUUCAAUGUUUUGGACUGCAGUACACUUUUUUUUACUUGUCACGCAUGGUUGGAGUUAUGGACAGUAAAUUCAUAUAGUUCUCUGCAGCGAAACAAAAAAUUACUUAGAGUUAGUGGGAAAUUCGAGUUAUCGAGGGUUCGAGUAGGCUGAAUUUCAUCCGAUUACUUGGAGUCGUUAUUACUCCCUCAGUAACGUCUGAAUUGACCGGCCGUUAAUACCGUCCAGUGACGUCACUACUCCUUGAGCUUUGCUUUAAUUUAUGCAAAAAGUAAAACACGACUUUCAAGUGGCAAACCGAGAAAUAUCGUUUGGAAAUGUCUGCCUGAUAUAGAACUACUUUAUUUUUUUUGAUCGUAAUUCAUGUUUAACAUUCAUACUAUCAACUACAUGCAGGACAACUCCGAACUGGUUGUAUUCUAUAAUCAAACUCGGUCGCAAUCACACAAUGAAAUAAACACACACACAGAACACUAAGUUCAAAAACACAAUGAUUUGCUUUAAUUGAAAAGAAGCUAUUUGGUCCUUAUCGAAGGAAAAAAACAAGGAGACAAGAAAGAAGAGCUAACAGAAUCAUUACACUUGACGGUAAAAAUAGCAAGAAGGUCGAAUUAUAACUUUGAUCUUAGAAAACUUCGUGUAAACAAAAUCACCGGCCACCGAAACCACAAAGCGGCCCUAAAUGAAAAACCUACCGACUCUCCCCAAUGAUUCUUCAUUCGCAGUUCAAUUUAGCAUUUCUGUUUUGAAGACAAGGGCAAUUUUGCUGUUUAAGAUAAAGCUUAAGCGUAUCAAAAUGUUUGAACUAAAUGAAAGAAUGCCAGGGAUGCGAUCCGCUGAAUAUUUUAACAGAAAUGCUAAAUUGAACUAAAAUUUUCACAAUUAUACAUGAUUAUGCGAAUGUUUAGACAAUCAACCAAUCAAAAUCACUACCCAGUUUUCGGGUAGUGAGUGACGUCACUGGACGGCAUUAACGGCUGGUCGAUUCAGACGUUGUUGAGAGGAGAAAACAACUCGAAGCAAUCGGAUGAAUUUCAGGCUAGGGUUCGAGUUACCAAGGGUAAAAUUAUAGUAAAUGUAUGAGACAAAUCCAGGGUAAAUCGAUUCUGGUUCGAGUUAGCAAGGGUUCGAGUUUUCAGAUGCAGGAGUCGAAUGUAGUUAAUAUAACUGUUGUGGUUCAAAUUUUUCCUUGGCUGGAAAUUUUUCAAACCAGUUUAAUUUUUACUUUCCUUUGUCUAAAAUCAAUUACCAUAAUCAGAGACAAAGAAAAACAAAAAUUAAACUGGUUUGAAAAAUUUUAAACCAAGGAAAAAUUUAAACCACACAAUAACCACUAAGAGCUCAGGAUUUGUAACUCGUUAAAACGCUCUUGUGAAAAAAAAAUUGGUUGAAAAAUACAAAAGAAAUAUGAUAUGGGAUUUUUUAUAUGGAAAUGGUACCUUUUGUUUUGGUGUUACAUUAUUAUUAAUAUAUGGAUUGUAAAUAGAUUUUUACUAUUUUUUAUUCCAUGCUUAUGAUAUGUAAUUUUUUCAUUUUCUCCCCUUUUUUACAUUGUAAAGUGCCACGAGCUCAGGAUAUGAGCACUAUAUAAAUGAAGUUGUUAUUAUUAUUAUUAUCAAUCCUUGUUGUCUAGACCAAAAUUUUUACACUGGUAACAACCACAAUUUAGUUGUGGUUGUUACCAGUGUAAUUUUAUGUAGAGAUCUAAAUGUUGUAUAUAGGCUUCCUUAGUACCUGCAGGACUCCUAUCCAUGUAACCUUGCAAAUUAAGGAUCAUAUAUACUUUCCAUUACUUUAUAUUACUGUAAAUGAUAUAAGUACAGUGGAGACUGCCUGUUGACUACCUAGACUAGCUAAGCUCACUUCAAAAAACAAAGCAUUUUCCACCCUGAUUUUACCACUUUGAUUGCCAAUUCUUAUAUUUUCAAACUUAAUCUGUCCCGCAACCCUGUGAGCAGAUGCUACACUUUUCGUGAUAUAUUGCUAAAAACCAUCACAUGUUUUAUUCAUGCAUGUGGAAAUUUUCUUCCAUGAUUGACAAGCAUAAGGGUGCAAACUAUAAUUUGCAUCUUUUCAAUUAAAGAUGUGCUCAGUCUGAAAUGCUACAAUUUGUUUUGAGGUUAAUAGCUGUGGAUGCACAUGUUUGAAGCAAAAACUUGCUACAGAGUAUUAAACUAAAAAGGUUUUAUAUUCUUCUUCAUAGAGAGGGAAAGCAUUACUGAACACAGCACAACACGAAUGUCAAUAGGGUGGUCUGUACCCAUGCAGAUAGGCUUGAUUUCCGCUGCUCUCUUGAUCCUCCCGAACAGCAUCUGGUAAUCAAGCCUAAUGUGCAGACUCAAAAACAAAAUACAACCACUACAUUCUUAUGAAAAGCACCCCCUGGAAUGGAAAUUCCAGGGAGAUAGGGUGUCUAAAACAAAAGUGCCCACCGUGGAGGGUAUGGAUAUUAUUAUUCUGUAUUGCUGAACCUGAACCAUCUACUCCUAGGUCCGGCUUAUCUUUACUGCUCUUUGUCCAAAGUGGUCCUUGGAAGACUUCACAGUUCAUCUGACUUUUUUAAUUUUCUAAUUGCAGAGACGAGGAGAAAGGACUUCCUGGUUAUUGACUUGAUUGAGCCCCCAAAGAUGCUUUUAAUCUCUGGUUUGAAAUCUUUGCACACAAGCUUACGAGGCUUUGGGUUGUACCUGUCUGAGUUUCAAAAAUAUCCCUUGCGCUCUUUUCAAAAGUUAAGCAACUCUUACAGCAUAUCAAGGACACCAAAGCAAGUCUAUGGUGAAGCCAUGAAUCAUGGCAACAGCGUCCGCUUUGUAAAUCCUUCUUGCAAAUUCUUAACGUCUCAGUCCACAAACCAAUCUAGAUACGUCAGGAACUUGGAUAAGAAAAUAAGGGUACUAAAAACUGUAGAAGAACACCUGGAAUUGCUUAGGAAAUUUCACAAGUCUGUUUAUACUUCAGACAGAGUGGCUAUACUUUGUAGGAUUGCUAAGAUCACAGAAGGAGAUAAAAGAGAGAGGCUUGUGUUGGAAGUGGAAAGAAGGAAGUCUGAGCGAGGACAGUAUAGCGAAUACAUGGAUUCACUGGAGAGUAUUUCCAAAGGCAUCUCUAGAUGCAACGAAUGGCAUCUCGCUAAUUUGAUGUGGGCUUUAGGGAAAAUUCAUGAGAAACACCACAAACUUGUUGCAGUUUGCGAGAGGGAGAUUUUGUUACGUGGCAUCACUUCUUUUAACAAUGCUGAGAUUUGCCAGAUCAUAAAUGGCUGUAAAAACCUUAACUUGGUAUCCUCAGCCAUAUUUGCAAAAACAGAGGAAACUAUUUUAAAUGAAGACGCAAGCAUUCGUGACUUUGAAGUUUACGAACUAUCAGGAAUGUUGGCAUCAUAUUCUAAAACAGGCAACGGCUCGGCUAAACUGUUUAAUACAUUCUUAAAGGAAAUUUUGUCAAGAGACUUCUCAAAAAUUGGCUAUCGUGCUCUAGCGGAAUUUGUAUGGUCAUUCGCGAAGAGAGAUUUUGUCGCUGACAGUUUAUUUCACAAAGUUGAAGAGGAAAUAAUAAGACGAAGUAUAUCAGACUUGGACAGUGCUAGUUUUUCUAAAUUACUCUGGGCAUUCACCAAAGCGGGUUGUGGAAGUAAGCGUUUAUUCUACCAUCUGGAUAAUGAACUUGUCAACAGCGGUUUAAAUCAGUUUGACAGUGGCGUGCUGAUAGAAAUCCUUUGGUCUUUUACAAAACGAAAUGCGACAGACGCCAGAGUGUUUGCCCUUGUUGAAGAGGAAGUUUUACACCUCGGAGUUCAUAAGUUUAAAACACACCAGCUUGUACGGAUUCUCUUCUCGUUCGUCUCUGCUCAAAGACACAAUCCACUCUUGGCUUCAGAAAUUGAAAGUGAGUUAUGCCUGAGAGAUAUUCUUCAAUUUACCAGUGGCGAUUUAUGCCAAAUAGCCUGGUCCCUUGGAAAAGCUGGAAAGUCAGACAGUAAGCUCUUUGAUAUAAUUGAGGCACAAAUAUUUCAGCGUGGUCUACAGGAGCUUCCCUUAAAGGAAAGCCAUUUACUGAUGCUAAUGCAUGGAUUCAUUGAAGCCAAAAGAGGGACCAGGCGACUGUUUGAAUUUCUAACUCACUUUUUUACAAAAACAGAUUUCCGUUGUUUUAGAGAAAGUGAGAUUUGUGAGUGUGUUUGGUGUUUUUCUGAGGCGGGUUUUCAAUCAGGUGCACUUUUUGAUUCUUUGGAAAAAGAAAUCUUAAAUCGCGAUAAAUAUUUUUUUAGCAGCAGGCAGAUCGCCUUUAUAAAAGAGGGAUUCCAACGAGUUGGAAAAGGGAGCAGAGAACUUUUUGCAAUGUAA
This is a messenger RNA of Porites lobata, 4771 nucleotides long. The record is from the annotation of a GenBank genome assembly. NCBI's taxonomy places the organism in Eukaryota, Metazoa, Cnidaria, Anthozoa, Scleractinia, Poritidae.